UCUGGAACAUUUCGGGAAUUUGCGUUUUAUUAACUACUAGAGUAUACAUAAUGUAAAAAUUUAAUAAACUUGAAUUAAAAAUAUCGUACAUUCGUGCGCGAUAUUUAAUAUUCUUAUUUAACACACUUGACUAUACUAUCAUAUGUGGUUAUAUACGCAUAUGUAGCGUAUAUAUAUAAUAACUAUAUAACCAUAGUUUCAUCUAUAUUCUAUUCGUGUUCUGUUCUCUCAUAGUACUGUCGUUAAUGUGCAUUGUGAGUUUGUGAGAUGCUAGCCAGCUACGUUUAAAGAAAGCAUAGGUUGGUGUGGGUGUGCAACUGCUGGAAGGCAGCCGCACAAGUGAAAGGGUGAUGGCAAGGAGGAGUGGUGAUUUUCAGUGAUCUUUAACAAAUGGCUCUGUCCGAAGUGCACAAUUUGGCUGCAAUUAUCAGCAACAAUGGUUUUACUGUUAGCAAGAAUAAUGUGGUUGACCGCAAUAUCAACAUGUUGGAACCACGAAACAGUUAUCCAGCUGACAGAUGUAAUACAGAAUAUAAUUAUUGGAACUACGACUUAAUGGAAUGUAAUACACAAAAAAAUAUGAAUGUAGAAGAUGAAGAUAGUCAGGAUUUAAACAAUCCUAUGGUCAAUGAUUUAGUGUCAAAAAUUCUUGAUGAUGAUUCAAUUGUUGGUGACAACGCUCACAAUAUUAGUUAUAAUGGCAAUAUUCAAUAUUAUUCAGAUACUCAAUCCUGUAUUAUGGAAAAUAGUACAGAUCCUAAUUUUACUAUGGAUCAUUUCAACAUGCAUUCAACAUUUAAUAAAUUGCAGAAUAAUGUUUCUAAUAAUGUUAAACCUGAAUGUAAUUAUAACAAUCUCUGUGGAGAACUCAAAACAUUGAGUCUCAAUACAUGUGUAGGACAAGUAUCAGAUCAAGGAAAUUUAUAUAACAAUGGGAUUGGUGCAUAUCCUAAUACGUAUCCAUCUGAUUCACAAUCAUAUGUAUUACGUCCAAAUAGUGAAAAUUGCUGUGUUAGUGGAAAUGCUAUGCCUUUAUGCAAUGAUUUAUUAACAACUACAAAUGAGACAAACACAAGUAAACAGUCUAACUGGACAGAAAAUUUGUCAACACCAGGAUGCACAUCAGAUCUAUUUGGAAAUUAUCAACGAAUACAAAAUUGCACAAACCCAGAUCUUAAUUUGAACAUGGCUCUAACAUUGGCACUAGAUUCACCUGAUCCAAUUACUCUGAAUGAAUUAGAAUAUCAUAAUAAUAUUGGACAGAAUGGAACUGCUAAUACAUAUAAUAAUCCAACACCUUCUAUGCAUGAAUUAUACAGCAUGACUGCCAAUAAUCAAAGUUAUAGACCAAGUUCAGCAAUGACUGAUUUGAGUAUUGAUUCUGGCUUUCUUUCAAAUUCUCCAUUACAACAUUUUUCUCCAGCUGAUACAAAUUUGCAUAAUUGUUUUGGGAAUAAUAUACAACGGAGUAAUGCUAAUGAUUAUAAGGAUUUACAUGACUCAAGUAGAUUAAGCAUGGCAAAUAUCUCCAUACCAAAUGAGCAACUUCAAUUUUUGCAACAACAAGCUCGUAGCUACAAGUUAAAUCAAGCUGUGGACCAAGAAUUUAAACAACUAAUCGACUAUUAUCCAAGUGUAAGCGACUUUACCACAUCAUCGAUCAAUAAUUUAGACACAAAUGAAAAUUGUCUUACUAAUAAUGAUUAUAGAAUUGAUAAUAAUUUACUGAAAAUUAUCAGUCCAAAAUCAAAGACUAUUGAAUCUAAGACAUAUUCACCAAUUGGAUUUCCAAAAAAUCUAAGUUCGCGUAACACCCAUCAGUCAAUUGCAAAAUAUGGAUAUCACAAUUAUCAACAUUACACUGCCAAUAACGGCGAGACUUUAAAAAUGUUACCACAAAGUUCCACAUCUUAUCAGGACUUGAAGCAGCCUAAUAGUACUAAUACGUAUAAGAUGGAAGGAUUUGAUCUUACCAAAGAAAUAGCUUUUCCUUCAGUAAGUCAUUUGACUAAUCAAAUCGCAGGGUCUUCAGUGAACAAAGAUACUUUUAAUUAUCUCAUGAAACAACGACAUCACAUGCCAAGAAUACAAAAUAGUCCUGGUAUUCCAUCUGCUGAUGUCCUCUUUAAUUCAGGAAUAGUACCAAAUCCUGGUACAGUAAGAUCUGGAGUAUUCCCACCAGUAAUGCCAGUUCCUGUACCACUUCCAGUUCCACGUCUAUUUUCUGUACUCUAUGGUGGAGGUCUGAGCCUUAGAAAUGGAAGUGGAGCAGCUAGACGUACAGCACCUUCAAGCAUAUUGCACUUCAGACUAGAGCAAACUUACGAACAAUUUAAACAAUUAGAGAAAGAACGAAAGAAAUGUGAAGCUGGGUUAGCUGCUCAUUUUCCUGGCAAGAGAGUGACAAGUGCAAAUAAUAUACCUAUUCCUCGCCUUCAAGGAAAUCCAUCACGUGUCGAUCGUUUAAUCAUUGAUUAUUUGAGGGAGCAUGCACGUGUCAUAACUUUGAUUGCAAAGAUGGAACGUUUGCGAGGGACCACGAUGAAUCAACGCGUACAUAAAGCUAUGGAGUAUUGGUUAGAAGCAAUAAAAUUUGUUCAAGAAUGUCGUAAACGAGAAAUCGCAAAUGCUACUAAACGCCAGAAAGAGAACCCACCGUGUAUUCUUGUAUACAACGAUAAUGAUAUAUUAACAUUGGCAGCCAGUGUCUACGAAUUGACGAAGGCAUCUCGAUAUGCAAGAACUGAAAAAGCCUCUAAAAGAAUAAAUGUUGAACAAUUUUCCGGUGGUACUGUUGCUAUUGAUUCUUAUUGUUGGUUGCAUAAAGGCGUAUUUUCUUGUGCUGAUAAACUGUCAAUGGGACAUCCAACAGACGCAUAUGUUCAUUAUUGUAUGAAGUUUAUAUAUAUGUUGCUAUCUCAUAAAAUAAGACCAAUACUUGUAUUUGAUGGAAGACAUUUGCCUGCAAAAGCACAAACCGAAGUAAAACGACGAGAAAAUAGACAGACAAAUCGUCGCAAAGGUAUUGAACUAAUGCAAAUGGGACAACAUGCAGAGGGAAGAAAUUUAUUGAGGAGGUCCAUAGAUAUUACACAUGAAAUGGCUUUAGAGUUGAUCAAACAAUGCCAUGAAAUGAAUAUUGAUUGUAUUGUAGCACCAUAUGAAGCAGAUGCACAGUUAGCAUACCUUAAUAUCAAUGGAAUUGCUGAUGUUGUUAUCACUGAAGAUAGUGAUUUAAUACUAUUUGGUUGUAAAAAGGUAUUGUUCAAAAUGGAUUUAACUGGUAAUGGUCUUUUAGUUGACCAAGAACAAUUACAUCUUGCAAUGGAAAUACCUUCUAAACAAUUUAAUAUGGAUGACUUCUGCUAUAUGUGUAUUCUAUCAGGCUGUGAUUACUUACCAUCUCUUCCUGGUAUUGGAUUAAAUAAAGCACGAAAGUUUAUAAAACUAAAUAAAGACUGUGAUAUACAUAAAGCUUUAACUCGUUUAGGAUCUUACUUAAAUAUGAAAUCUUUAGUUGUUACAAAAGAGUAUAGAGAUUCAUUUAUAUUGGCAGUUAUCACUUUCAAGCAUCAGUUAGUGUUUUGUCCUUUAAAAAGGAAACAAGUUCGUUUAAAUCCACCUACAUUUGAUGUAACAAAAGAACAAUUAUAUUAUGCCGGUCUAGAGAUAGAUCCAGAUAUUGCAUUGCAGCUUGCACUUGGGAACUGUGAUCCUUUUACUCUAAAAACACUUCAUGAUUUUAAUCCUGAUAAAAUGAAGAAUAAAGUUAAUAAAUGCAAUAUUUGGACACAAAAAGCAGGACUAUCUCAACAUAUUAGUAUUUGGUCAAAAGAAUAUAAAUUAGUACAAAAUCAAUUGCAAGACACUUGUCAAGGAAAGAAGCUAACAGAUUGGUGUACUGUUAAUUCAGAAGCAAUUCUUCAGACAAAUCGUUUAAGAAGAUCUAUUUUUGUAAAACAGCAAGAUAAUUCUGAAUACAAACAACUAAACCAAAAGGAAAUUUUAGAUAUAUAUAAAUCUACAAAUACAAUGGAUAUUGAAAAUAAUGUAGAUGCAAGUAGUCUUACUCCUAGUGAAGAUAAAGUAUCUCCUGUUUUAAUUAGAAAACAAAAUUUAUUUUCAAAACGUUCAUCUAGUAUCAAAACUUCUCCAAGUCUUUUAUCUACUAGUAAAAGUCGAAUAAACGGAAGAAAUAUGCGUAUCAGGCGAACAAUUAUAGACGAAGGAACUGUUACAGAAAGUAAAUUUUUUGCUAAAGACAAUACUCAAAGAAAUUAUACUCCAAUAGAUAAUGAAAUUACGAACUCAAAUGAAGUUUUAUCAAAAAAAGAAAACAUAGAAGUAAAUAAAAAUAACCACACAAACAAUAUUAAUUUAAAACUUUUAGUUGUAAAUGAAGAAGUGGGGAAGGAUGAUCGUAUGGAUAUUGAUGAAGAGCAUAAUGCAUCAAUUACAAAUGCAUCAAAUGAGUGCAAAAAUAUUGAAUCCUUAAACGCUUCUAAUUGCGAUUUAGGAACAUCACAUUUAGAUGUUUCAAUGAAUGAAAAUAUUGCAAAAAAUGCUAAUAAAAACGAAUUACACAAUUUAAAUACUUCAUUGACAACGUUGGAAUUUAACAUAGAUUCCGACUUCUUAAUUCGACAAGAAGAUAUAAAUACUUCAAAUAGUUUAUUUACAUGGUCUGAUACAAAAAUAUCCACACAAACAAGUAAUAAAAUAAAACAAAAUAAAAGUAGAAGUUCUUCAAAUUUUCGCACAGUUCUAAAAAGUAAAAUGAACACGACAAACGGUACACGGCGAAGCCAACAGUUACAAUCACCAGUACAAAGGCAACAAAGUUUAUUAAGUAUGUAUGGGUUUGAAAAAAAAAGUAAGUUAAGCUGGCAUAUAAGAUUUUUAUUUGUUUUAAUUUGAAAAUUAUUUCUAUAUAUCAGAAAUAGGAGAAAUUGCAAAAUGAACAUUUUGCCAGGGACGGCAUCUCUUCUCGAAGAACUUGACA
Bombus pyrosoma is the source of this 5002-nucleotide messenger RNA. RefSeq lists its product as uncharacterized. Gene Ontology annotation, biological process: DNA recombination; meiotic cell cycle; mismatch repair. The record is from RefSeq and is a predicted model, not a curated record. NCBI's taxonomy places the organism in Eukaryota, Metazoa, Arthropoda, Insecta, Hymenoptera, Apidae. The transcript is spliced from 14 exons. The coding region runs from base 391 to 4917 and encodes 1508 amino acids. Gene Ontology annotation, cellular component: nucleus. Gene Ontology annotation, molecular function: DNA binding; 5'-3' DNA exonuclease activity; metal ion binding.